AUGUAUUUGUCAUAUGAAGCCAUCUGGGCAAGAGGAUCUCAGUUACAACUCAUUCGUCUUGGUACUGGCUGUCCUAUGACUCGAUGCAAUAAACGCGCACAGCGAAAAGGAACGCGGAGCUAAACUGGGAAACCCGUCAACCAACUCUAUCGACCCAGGUUCGAUCGUAACAUCCCAUAAUUUCUACACAAUACAGUGAGAAAGAAGCGACGGACGCCAUGUAGUAAUGCCUGCCUAAACCUUGUCCCCUUUCUCUGCACCUCCACUGCCACUAGCCUCUCUAAGCACUCGUUCGUCAACGCUUCCACCCGUAGGUUCUACCACUCUUCUAUUAUCAACCUUCAUUCAAUCAUUAUUAAACGUUUCUCUUAAUAACUCGACCUCUAUUUUCUAAUGAGUAACUACUCCGAUUUGUUGAUUUCGCGAUACUUUUAAUAUGGACGAAUGAGUUGAAAUUUAUGAAAAAACGGUAUUAAUAAUUGAUUAGUUCAUUCUAUUUCUUGACCAGUUUAUCGGAAGCUCAUGUUUUUUUAUAUUUUUUUCUUAGAAUUCUUUAUUUUAUAAAUUUAGUAUUCAUAUAGGUUGAACUGGAAAGGAUCAACCUUGCAAUUCAAAAGCUCAUCUAAAUCUGGCUCAAUCUGUCGGUUUUGUUUCACAAAUCAUAACUUCAGAAAUGCGAAUUAUUCCCGAGAACAUCAUCGCUGAGGGGUCACUUAAGCGGUGUCGCAGAACCAGAGUUUUAGGGGUGCGUCCUUUUCGAUAAAAAAAAAAGAUUAAAAAGUUAUGAGUAACAGUGUCAGUUUCUCAUUGUAAAGAAUCCUUUUCUCAUUGAAUAAUUUCACGCUGAACAUUACUUAAAUUUAGGCGAAAUGGUGCAACAGGUACAUGGUUCUCUACAAGAGAGACUCUCGGAGCGAUUCCUACGUUCUGCUCGAAUUCAAAAGUGAAGCGAAAAGUCGCAUCAUUAAGACUUAUGACCUUGACCAAUGCUCCAAAGUAAGUUUUUGAGUUGAAAUGAAAUGGAGAUAAAUGUGAGAUAAUAUUACAUAAUAACAGAUUAAAUUUUUUCUUAUUGAACUUCAUGUUGAGAUUAUCACGUUCCAGGUGGAAUCUCACCUAACCCUGAGCGAUCCAUCUCUCAAUUGCGGCACGGGAAACCGUAGCUUUCAAUGGAUUUUUUCGAUAAGCUUGACAAGAGAUGAGAGUCAGAAAGAGCUUUAUUUCGUCGCAGACUCAGAAGAUGUAAGAAAAAAUAAACUCAGUGACGAAAAACCAAAAAAAAAACUCAGACCAUGAAAACCUGGGUGGACGAAAUUUGCAAAACUUGCAUUCUGGAACCUCUUGGCGGCUCCUCUGUACCAGACUCUUUAGAAUUUCUGGAACCAAUAGGUAUUUAAAAAAAUUGAUUUUAACUCUUCGAGCUGAAAAAAAUAUAACUUUUUUUCUACAUAAAAAAAUAUUCAGAUCGCGUUCCGGCUGGGUUGAUGAAUGAACUUUCUGCAUCGGAAAAUUCUUUUUGAAUCGCUUGAUCCCAUCACUGAAAUCCCGACGGACCAUAGAAGAGUAAAUUCCAUCAUGUUAUUGCUUUACAUAUUAACAGACAAUGUCGUAAGAUACGACCAGAAGCUUAUAGUUUCAGAUAGACGAGAGAAAAGCUUAUUUACACCUUCAAAACUUCAGCAGUACCUCAAUAAGCCGUUCUGGUCCACGAGAACAAAACCUGGGCGCUCGUUCAGGUGAAAGAUAAAACAGACCAAACCCAACCACAACAAGGACUCCAGAAUUAUACGGGAUUAAUGAAACAGCAUCGGUUUCUGGAUGUUCCUCACUUGGGUCAUCGAGAAGAAAUAUGACUACAGAAGAUGACAGCGCAAGCUGCGUCAGCGCACCAUUUGGACCACCUGUUCCACCAAGGUAAAUUUUUUACGCGACAUAAAAAGACUAUCCAGUAAAAACAGAGGACGCCCCACGAGAGGAACCGCAUCUGAACGAAUUUUAAGCAUCAAAGUAAGUAUUUGCGACCUUUGGACGUUUAGGAAGAUUGAAAUUUCAGAUGGACGGUGGAAGAAUCCUGAACAAACCGAUAUCGUCCUACGGACACGUAAUAGAAGAGAAUGAAAGCAGUGGGGAAACUAUAAAAUAGUAAGACUACGAAAUAUUUGAAUAGGUUAAGCUUUCAGCGAUUCCAGUAGCAACGUAGACCGUAACUCGAACGAAGAACUCUCUGAGAGGAGCACAGAUUUCAAACAGUGAGUUCCAAAAAGCUGGUUUCAAUACCUUUCUUAAUUUAGUACCAAAAACGGCGUAGUUCCACCACCAGUCGAUCGCUCUAACAAACCCGCAAAUCUACGAUUGGAAGACGACCACCGGAGGAAAAAGAAGUAG
Molecule: messenger RNA, 2385 nt
Organism: Caenorhabditis auriculariae
Lineage: Eukaryota; Metazoa; Nematoda; Chromadorea; Rhabditida; Rhabditidae
Source: the annotation of a GenBank genome assembly